UCUUCCAGGGUAUCUUCCCUCCGUCCCUCCUCGAGGCACGUCCCACACUGGAGAGUUUCUGUCCCUCCCGAGCCACAGUGGCCAAGGGUUGCACCAGGACGUUUGAGAUGAGCUGUGCUCAUCCCACAGCACCUGGAGUCCAGCUGCCCCCCAGAGUGAUGGCAGCGGUGUUGGCUCUGCUGGUGCUGGUGGCCUGGCCAGUUCCUGCCGCAGCAGUGACGCAGGACUCUCUCCUCAAUGUCUGCAUGGACGCCAAGCACCAUAAAACGCCUGGCCCUGAGGGGCAGGUCUACAGGCAGUGUCUCCUCUGUAAGGACAAUGCCUGCUGCAUUGCAAGCACCGGUUUGGAAACCCAGCAGGAUCAGUCCUACCUGUAAAACUUCAACUGGGCCCACUGUGGGGCCAUGCCAGAGAAGUGCAAGCGCCACUUCAUCCAGGAAUGUCUCUAUGAGUGUUCCCCUAACCUGGGGCCAUGGAUCGACCAGGCAGACAACAGCUGGCGGAAGGAGCGGAUCCGGGAUGUGCCACUGUGCCAGGAGGACUGUGAGCAGUGGUGGGAGGAUUGCUGGGAUGCUGUAAGCUGUAAGGUCAAUUAACACAAGAGCUGGAACUGGACUACAGGAUCUACAGCUGUGCAGCUGAGCUCCCACAGUGCUGCUGGAGGGAAACAGGCAAACAGGUUUGGUUUGAAGUUCACAGAGGACUACAGGUACUACCUGGAAACAUUAAGAGUGCUGCAGGAACCAUCAAAUCCAAGCUGCCAGCAGCAAGAAGGCCCCGUUGCUUCCAAGGAAUCACCCACAAAACGCAGCUUCCCUCAGGACAACCCCCAGGAUCUGCUUGUCAACCCCUGA
This is a messenger RNA of Pseudopodoces humilis (Tibetan ground-tit), 854 nucleotides long. Lineage: Eukaryota; Metazoa; Chordata; Aves; Passeriformes; Paridae. The record is from RefSeq and is a predicted model, not a curated record.